CUCCUAGUUAGUUAGUCAUACGUUUCAUCUGAGAUGGCUAAGGUAGAGGCUGAGUUUGUUUCGCCGCCGUCAAUCUCCGACCGCAUCCAUGUAUUCUGGCAUGAUGGCAUGCUCGAUCACAACGCCGGCACCGGCGUAUUCGACACCGCCGAAGACCCAGGUUUUUUGGACGUCCUUGAAAAACACCCAGAAAACGCCGACCGAAUCAAAAACAUUGUUUCAAUUCUCCGGCGAGGUCCACUCUCACCUUACAUCUCUUGGCACUCCGGCCAACCUGCUCUCAUCUCCGAUUUACUCACCUUUCACACCCCAGAUUACAUAAGUAAGCUAAUCGAAGCAGACAAGAAAGGAGGCAAUAAUAAUCUGAUCUGUCCAGGCACGUUCUUAAACCCUGGUUCAUGGUCAGCCGCCCUUUUAGCCGCCGGCACUACCCUCUCUGCCAUGAAACAUAUACUUGACGGCCAAAAUGGUAAGAUUGCAUAUGCACUUGUAAGGCCUCCUGGCCACCAUGCCCAGCCGGAUCGAGCUGAUGGGUAUUGUUUCCUGAAUAAUGCUGGUCUUGCUGUUCAAUUAGCCUUAGAUUCUGGUUGCAAAAGAGUGGCUGUAAUCGACAUUGAUGUUCAUUAUGGAAAUGGGACAGCUUCUGGAUUUUAUAAAUCUGAUAAAGUUCUGACUGUUUCACUUCACAUGAACCAUGGCUCAUGGGGCCCGUCUCAUCCGCAGAGUGGUCGAGUCGAUGAGAUUGGUGAAGGAGAUGGGUUCGGUUAUAAUCUGAAUGUAAUGCUUCCUAAUGGAACAGGUGACAAUGGAUAUGAAUUCGCCAUGACCUCUCUUGUUUCAAACGCGGUUGAGCGUUUUGAUCCUGAUAUGUUGGUUUUGGUCGUCGGACAAGACGCAAGUGCGUUCGAUCCAAAUGGGAGACAAUGCUUGACGAUGAAGGGGUACGAAACAAUUGGAUCUAUAAUGCGUUCGUUGGCCGAUAGAUUCAGCGAAGGACGGUUGUUGAUCGUUCAAGAAGGCGGAUAUCAUGUUACUUACUCGGCUUAUUGUCUUCAUGCGAUGUUGAAUGGGACGAUCGAAGGGCAUCCGGCUGAGUUGGCGGACCCAAUUGCUUAUUAUCCAGACAAGGAUGACAAUGCCUAUGAGGAAGUGAUUUCAUCCAUUAAGCAAUAUCUUAGGAACACUAAUGUACAAUUGUGGAAAGAUAUUUAGUUAAGUGUUUGCAAGAAGCAAGCUUUUGAUUCAUCUUUUUUUUUUUAUGUAAGGAAGAAGUUGCAAACUAUGAAUACAAUUAUAACAAAUGAUCAACUCAUGUU
Impatiens glandulifera is the source of this 1316-nucleotide messenger RNA. Its product is annotated as histone deacetylase 8. The coding region runs from base 34 to 1212 and encodes 392 amino acids. The transcript is spliced from 3 exons. The record is from RefSeq and is a predicted model, not a curated record. NCBI's taxonomy places the organism in Eukaryota, Viridiplantae, Streptophyta, Magnoliopsida, Ericales, Balsaminaceae.